AAUAAUUGUGAAUUUACGAUAUGGAACUUUAUGAAACAAAAAUCAUAGAUCUUGACGAUGAAACUACGUUAAAUACAAAAGGGGAUUUAUGGAAACCCAACAAAAAUUCCAGAGCAUCUCUGGAACAUCAUGGAUACAAGUUUAAAGACACGAUAGCGUGUUGUGAGUUCUCAAAAUUAAAAUGUGCACAUCUGAAAAAAGAAAACAUCGAUGUAGCAGUGAAGGUUAUCAAGAAGCGGAAGCUUUCCAAAGAUGUGUUGGAAAAUUUUAUUCCCAGGGAAAUAGCCAUUCUUCAAAAGGUUCAACAUCCUGGUAUUGUUGAACUUUUUGCUGUAUACGAGUCCCCAGCUUGUUUUUAUCUCGUCAUGGAGCUGCUACCCAGAGGGGACCUCUUGGAAUUCGUCUCCGGUUUGGGCCAUCUGACGGAGCCAGACGCUAGACGGUUCUUCCAUCAGCUGUUGGAUAUUGUUGCUUAUCUUCACGAAAGCAACAUUUGUCAUCGAGACAUCAAAUUAGAAAAUCUCAUGCUGGAUUCUUGUUUUAAUCUCAAACUUAUUGAUUUUGGUUUUGCGCAAUACAUGAAAAAUGCCGAACAGCUCACCACGGCAUCUGGUUCAUACGUGUACGCAGCACCGGAAGUGAUGGAUGGGGAACCUUACAAUGGAGUUCUGGCCGAUAUCUGGAGCAUGGGUGUCUGUCUGUAUGCCAUGCUGUGUGGUAAGCUCCCAUUCAGAGAUGAUGAUGUUGAUGUUUUGCGGCAGUGCGUCAAAGACAGGCUUUACUUCCAUAGACACGUAUCAAAAGGUUGUAGACUCUUACUGCGAAAAAUGUUGAGUUACGAAGCAGACAAUAGGCCAUCCAUACACAACAUCAGAAAAUCUGACUGGAUGUGUAAACCAAUACAUGAUGCUGGGAAGUCAUCAGUAUCUUCUAUGUCCGUUGCAGCAGCAACAUCCGACUUAUGUCCAAACGUCACAAUAGACCCAAAUGCUGAACAUGGAUACUCUUGUAACCAGAAAGACAAGAGAUUCAAAUCCAAUAAAGUCUCAGAUGUGCUGCGAUGUGUCACAGAAAACCAUAGUUCUGGAACCAGCACAGUAGACCUGAAGGCCAUUCCUGCAAUUCAGCCUGCCUCUGUAGCAGCCAUCACAGGAGUCGCUGGUCCGGUUGGAAGAAAGAUUAGUCAACAACUUGGCCUCAAUAUUGCUACAAAGGACAAAGAGAUUGCAAAAUCUGGGGAAGCUAAAGCAGGUUUCAGUAAAGCUAUGAAAGCCAUGAAAACUUUUAAAUGUGCAACAACUGUUAUCAGAGCCACUGGACGUUUCCGGAAAGGACCACUGAACACCAUCCUAAAAAUCCCUCAGGAGGAGGCUAUGGCCAAAAUAAUAGAAGAAAAACAUAAACAGCUAGACUCUGAAACCAAGGAACUCCACAGGUGUGCCAGUGGUCGCCUGGCAACACAUUUGAAGAGCAUCCUACAGGAGGAGAAUCUAUCAAAGAGGAAAAGCCAGCUUCAAAUGGAACAUGCUAAACAAACACACGAUGAGAGAGCAUCCCAACUUCGUCACACCGUUCUUCACUUGAUGCCAAAUGUGAAGUAAUUCCAAAACAUUUCUUCCUCAAAAUAUAAUUAUAUCCAUUUAAUGAAUAGCCUAUUUGUAAAUCCCUAAAAUUUUGUAAAUCUUGCAUCCCCACCCUCCAAAUUAAUUUCAAUAUGUUGUUGCAAAUAAAAAAAGAAAGCAAA
Molecule: messenger RNA, 1744 nt
Organism: Ostrea edulis (European flat oyster)
Lineage: Eukaryota; Metazoa; Mollusca; Bivalvia; Ostreida; Ostreidae
Product: testis-specific serine/threonine-protein kinase 1-like
Exons: 8
Coding region: 21-1601 (526 amino acids)
Biological process (GO): protein phosphorylation; intracellular signal transduction
Cellular component (GO): cytoplasm
Molecular function (GO): protein serine/threonine kinase activity; ATP binding
Source: RefSeq, a predicted model, not a curated record